AUGUCUCCCCAUGAGAGCAUCAUGAAGGUACUCCACGAGAAACGCAACUCAAUGAGAGCAUCCAUCGAGAAGUUCCUCCCUAACAUCCUCAUGUGCCACAACCUCCUAAAUCGAGAUGCCUUGGACACCGAUCUCCCUCGCUUUAUCCUGGAUCGCAAAUUCCAGUUUUUCCAUCAUCUUGUCAGGGGUGUUUAUGGAUGGGAGCUGUUUGUGUUGGUGAUGCGAGCACAUAAAUGUACCAUGGUCAAGAUGAACACUUUCCUCUACUGGGCACAGGAUGUCCAGUCAUAUCCCAACCCUCUCACUGACCAUCGUCAGCGCUCUCUCCGUGGGUCGAUAUUCUCGACCAAGGAUAGCGAUAUCUUUCUCGCCUUUGCCCACAUGACUGCACCGGUGUAUCUUGCCUGCUCCGAAAUCCCUCGCUCAAAUCCGCCACUCUCAAAACCAUCCUUCUCACCAUGGCGGAAUAAGGUUGGCAUUGAGAGUCUUGCUUCUCAUGAUGAUUGGCAGAAGCUCGACAGGAUAUUCCAUCCACACCGUCUUGCACAUGGUCUGGCCUUUAAGCGUGAGGCCCGAGGUGUCGCCAUUCGCACCGAUCCAGCAGCGCCAACACCCCAGCUUGCCAAUCGUCUCCGAAAUAUUCAGCGAAUGGAGACCAAUCUUCAAGAUCGGAAGAUUUGUGCUGCCAAUAGGGCAAAAAAGCCUCCGAAGGACAACACCAUCAUGCAGCUUCUCAAUCAACCGUCAGAUUACAAGGCAUUCAACUCAAGUCUUGCAUCUUUAGCAAAAAAGCCGCUGUUGCUCGAUUGGUUCCCAAAGCCUCAUCCCACUCAUACAGAGCUCGAGAUCUAUGUCUUGAAGAAGAACUUAAAGGACAAGAAGACCUCGCAAACCUAUUGGUUCCCACCGUACGAGAUUUUCCUCACAGGUGACAAUCCGGAGACCGCUAAGAUACGCUGGAAGUUUCUUCUCAUGUUCCGCCCUCAUAUCUUCAACCGCCACCUCCUCUCUCUCCAUGAUCCUGCAGUUCGCCCGCUCACCAAGAGACAGUGGCGAAACAUCUCUUCUGGAGCAGAGUUUCGGAGCAGGUGGCCCCAGGGAGAGUCCUUUCCUCCCUUCGAUCCGAGUCGCUACUGGCGUGCAGGGCUUGACGAAAUGUUUGGUACAGUGGCUCCAGCACGUGCCAAGGAGGGUGUUUGCUCGUUGGAGGACUUUGAGUCCGAAAUCGCCCCAAGUCUCCUCAGCUGUGGAUGCGAUGUCAGCACGAUUGACUGGGAGACCGAUACAGAGCUAAAGACCCUCCUCGCGAUCACUUCUGCUGAGAUGGCCCUUUUACACGAGUUUGUGCUUAUUGAUAGGGAGUGA
Messenger RNA from Stereum hirsutum FP-91666 SS1, 1365 nucleotides. RefSeq lists its product as uncharacterized. NCBI's taxonomy places the organism in Eukaryota, Fungi, Basidiomycota, Agaricomycetes, Russulales, Stereaceae. Bases 1 to 1365 code for a protein of 454 amino acids. The transcript has 3 exons. The record is from RefSeq and is a predicted model, not a curated record.